AUGCCAGUAGCAACAUCAACCACGCUCUCUGUAGCGUCGACCAGCGCGGAGGGGAAAAACAUCUGGGUCGCUGCGGGCGAAGGCGACCUCGCUCGCGUUCAGCAGUGCGUCGAUAUCGAACACAUCUCCCCCACCGCACCGGACGAGUUCACCUACACCCCCCUACACGCCGCCGCCUCCUACGGGCAUCUCGACAUCCUUCGUUUUCUAUUGUCACAUCCGUCUGCGCCGGAAAAGGCGGUGGAUACGACCGACGAAGACCUCGACACCCCCCUGUUCGUCUGCGAGACCGUCGAGACUGCCAGAUGUCUCAUCGAGGAGUUCGGCGCAGAUGCAAGGCAUAAGAACAGCGAAGGACUGACAGCGGCACAGCAGGCGAUGGAGAACGAACACGAGGACCUGGCACGGUACUUGGCGAGCGUCACGGGCGAGUCACUCGACGCAGCGGAGGAAGAGGAAGAGGAGGAGGAGGAAGUGACGGACGAGCCAGCUGCGACACAAACCGAGGAGGACGCCAGAAUCGACGCACAGACGGACGCGCUCAUGUCCAGGGUAGGCGAGAUCAUGACGAGGGCCGAGAGAGAGGGAAGGGACCCCGAGCCGGAGCUGCGCGAGCUCGUGAGCGAGUCUGUCCUGCGUCAGCUCGUAGAGGGUAUGAAUCGGUCGAACCCAUCCAACACCGACAACACUGAUACCCUCUGA
Messenger RNA from Kalmanozyma brasiliensis GHG001, 702 nucleotides. Its product is annotated as Ankyrin repeat-containing domain protein. The record is from RefSeq and is a predicted model, not a curated record. Bases 1 to 702 code for a protein of 233 amino acids. NCBI's taxonomy places the organism in Eukaryota, Fungi, Basidiomycota, Ustilaginomycetes, Ustilaginales. Gene Ontology annotation, molecular function: protein binding. The transcript has a single exon.